Nematostella vectensis (starlet sea anemone) is the source of this 2165-nucleotide messenger RNA. Its product is annotated as probable protein phosphatase 2C 6. Gene Ontology annotation, molecular function: cation binding; protein serine/threonine phosphatase activity. Gene Ontology annotation, biological process: protein dephosphorylation. Bases 90 to 1544 code for a protein of 484 amino acids. The transcript has 11 exons. The record is from RefSeq and is a predicted model, not a curated record. NCBI's taxonomy places the organism in Eukaryota, Metazoa, Cnidaria, Anthozoa, Actiniaria, Edwardsiidae.
CGCGGCGCGUGUUUCUAAUAUCAAUUCGUUCCAGAGUCCAAAGCUGCAAUUACAAGAUUCCAGGCGAGAAUACAACUUUUUGCGAUAACAUGGGGGCCUACCUAUCAAAACCCAAGACAGAAAUGAACUCUGUGACCGAAUCGAACAGCAAGAUGAGUUAUGGUGCGUCAGCCAUGCAAGGAUGGAGAGUAUCGAUGGAGGACGCACAUACUUGUCUGCUUGACUUCGAUGAGGAUACGUCUCUCUUCGCUGUGUACGAUGGACAUGGAGGUCAAGAAGUUGCUGAGUAUGUUUCCAAGCACUUGCCAGAUGUGCUCAGAGGUGACAUCGGUUAUAAAGAAGGAAAUACCAAGCAAGCUUUGAUUGACACAUUCCUAAAAGUGGACGAAAGCAUUGUAUCAGAGGAGGGUCUGAAGGAACUCAAAGAAAUCGCUGGGGAUAAUGAUGACAGUGGUGAUGAGAAUGAAGCUGACCUUCUCACCAAGGAUGCCAACAUCCCCCUAUCUGAACUGCUGGCGAAGUUGAAAGAGGUACAUGGACUCCAAGAGAGGGCAAAUGAGAAUGAAGAAGAUUCUGGCGAAGAUUCUGAAGAGGAGGAAGAAAAUGGGCAUCUAAUGAAUGGGGACUCAAAGACAGAAGUUCCAUUAUCAGAGAAAAAAAAUGCAAAUGGGAAAAUGGGACAGAAAGAGAGACAUUCAGAAGAUGAAGAGGAAAAGGAAAACAAAGAUGCUAGCAAAAGUGCAGACAAAGAUGAUGACAAGGGUGUUGAUGAGAAAGGUGUUGAUGAGGAAGGCGCGUCAGAAGAGCCACAAGAUGGUGAAGAGGAGGAGGAAGAAGAGGAGGAAUCUGAAGAAGAAGAAGAAGAGGAGGAGGAUGAAGAUGGGGAAGGAGUUCUAGUGAAAUCAGAUGAGGCAGGCUAUGACAGUGGAACCACAGCUAUUGUUGCUUUAGUCAAGGAUAACAAUCUGACGGUUGCAAAUGUUGGUGACUCGCGCUGUGUUUUGUGUCGGAAUGGAAUUGCACUGGACAUGUCAAUUGACCACAAGCCAGAGGAUGAAAAGGAACUAAACCGUAUCCACAAAGCUGGCGGGAAAGUCACCUGUGAGGGCAGAGUUAAUGGUGGAUUAAACCUAUCAAGAGCACUAGGUGAUCACAGCUACAAGGGUCAGAGUGAGUUAGGUGCUCAUGAACAGCAAAUCACAGCCAUGCCAGACAUCAGACAGACAACACUAACAGAGGCUGAUGAAUUCAUGGUUAUAGCUUGUGAUGGAAUCUGGAAUGUGAAAAAUAGCCAAGAAGUUGUAGAUUUCGUAAAGCAAGAAAUGAAAAAUGGAGAAGAGAACCUCUCCUCGAUAUGCGAAAAACUUUUUGACGCGUGCCUAGCCCCCGACACGAGUGGCGACGGAGCAGGUUGCGAUAACAUGACAUGUGUUAUUGUCUCUUUCAAACCGGAAAUGACGUCAUCGACCAAGCCCGGCAAGAGAAAAGCUGACGAGGAAACCAACAAGCAAGCGGACAAGAAAUCUCGGACAGAUUCAGAUUAAUACUCCCACGUGCACAUAAGAAGUCUAGUUUUUACUAUAAACAGUUUUAUUUUAUAUGUUAUAUUACAUAUUUUAUUGAGCACCUUAAAAUACCAAUUCUUUUGUAAAAUAUUGGUCUGCUAAUAUAUCUCUCCAAUACUCAUGUUCGCCUCAGUUGGCAUACGAUCUGUGUAAAAACACCUAGUUCAAAUAAGAUUUCACUCAAAAUCCACUUGUCGAAACCCGCAAUGGCUAAUGGGUAACGUACGUUUAUCAUGUUAGCAGGCACAUUAACAAGAAUGCUACAACUUUUAAUGGGUUAGUUUUUUAAACCUGGAGUUCUUUUUAUUAUUUUGUUCCUCAUGUACUUGAUACCCAUGAAGCACUGCGAGCUACUACACCGAGAUUCUCCGAGAGCAAUCUUAUCUCGAUCUUACGUAAACAAUCGAUGGAUUCAGAAAUAGAAUAUAACGGUAAGGUAUGAAAAAACUAACCAGCAAGAGUAAACAGAACGCCUCACCACCCCAGAUACAAAUGAUCUCAUGAUAUCGAUGUAAAUAGGAUUCAAGAGCCUACUAGUACGAUAUUUCCGUAAUGUCUUCAUGCGAAGUGAAUUAAAAAUAUAACGUUCGUGUCCUUUAA